AUGGCUCCCAGGUUAUACGGUAAUGAUACCUUCACGCAUCUCGCCAAACUGUGGAGAACAUUGGGUGGAUUCAGCGGUGUCCAGCUACUUUCUGGUCAUAUUCUAUCUGAGAACAAAGAAUUCCUACGUGACCAGGAAAGGGCUUACGCUGACAUCGUCUACAACUUCCAUUUCCUAGAUGAACGAGAAUUGAAAUCACAAUUUGUGCUGAAGGAUGGAGAUAAGACAUCAGGCAUCCACUAUACGGCAUUCACAUCAGAAGGAGCACGGUACUGUCCUUGGAUGAAAAAACAGCUACUAGCCAGUGGUGUUAAGUUUUUCGAGCGAAAAAUUGAAAGUUUAGAUGAGCUGGCGGACGAUGGUUUUCCCAUAGUUGUCAACUGUGCUGGAAUGAAUGGAGCUCAACUUGCUGGCGAUGAUUACGAUCUUUAUCCGACACGUGGAAUUUUGCUGAAAGUUGAUGCUCCAUGGCAAAAACAUUUCCUUAUGCGAAAUACCACCACAUUUACUAUACCCACAGACUCUGCUCAGUUCUGGUCUGGAGUAUUUGAGGCAAUCGAAUAUUUUGUGCUAACUCGCUCAUUCCAACCAGGUGAGGCCCAUCGAGAGUUACCAAAAGUAAUCGGUGGCGUUUACGUUGGCACGGUGAAGGAGGAGCACAAAGACAGUAUGAAGAUCACAAAGGAGGAAAUCGAAAAUCUAUGGGAUCGCUAUCUACAACUACAACCGUCUUUCAAAGAUGUAAAAAUACUUGAUCAUUUUGUUGGUCUCCGUCCUGCUCGAGCAAUGGUACGAGUUGAAGCCGAAACAAGAACGACUCCGUCAGGCAAAACUUACAAGGUGGUGCACAACUAUGGACAUGGAGGCAGCGGUUUUACUCUAGGCUGGGGAACUGCUCUUCAUGCAAGCAGUCUCGUAUUGGAUUUACCUCUUGACAGAUACGAAGGACCAAGAGCAGCUGAAAUGUUGUUGAAGAAGCCUAAACGAAGAGCAGGUUACACUUCUCUAAGAUUAAAUUCUGGAUUGGCACGAUCUCGUCUCUGA
Haemonchus placei is the source of this 1044-nucleotide messenger RNA. The record is from the annotation of a GenBank genome assembly. Lineage: Eukaryota; Metazoa; Nematoda; Chromadorea; Rhabditida; Trichostrongylidae.